Guillardia theta CCMP2712 is the source of this 1272-nucleotide messenger RNA. RefSeq lists its product as hypothetical. The transcript is spliced from 10 exons. NCBI's taxonomy places the organism in Eukaryota, Cryptophyceae, Pyrenomonadales, Geminigeraceae. Gene Ontology annotation, molecular function: protein binding; endopeptidase activity. The coding region runs from base 160 to 1272 and encodes 370 amino acids. The record is from RefSeq and is a predicted model, not a curated record.
GGAGCGCUCUAUCAAAGCUACGACAACUAUGCUGGUGCACAAGGAUUUUUCGAUCCCGUGGCUGGGCAGCAACAGCAGCAACAGCAGCAACAGCAACAGCAGCUGCAGCCGAAGGAUGAUUUUGCUACCCAAGGAUUGAGUAACCAAAAUGAGCAGCAGAUGAUGUUUAGAGAGUAUCAGCCAAGUCCUCAGCAGUAUCAGCAACAGACUUUUGCUCAGUUUUAUCAAGAACAACAAGCUUAUGCUCCAAUGUCUCCUCCAAGAUAUCCUUCCAAUCAAACUCAAACUAUCCAUCUCGAGACUGUUCAGCCUCAGAUGGUAAGUACCCAGUACGUCACAACUCAACAGCCUAUCCAAGGAACUGUACAGAUUGUUUCCAUGCCUUCACCUCCACCCAUGGUGACCUAUACACAGCCAAGACAAUUCACGCAAGUCCAAACGUAUGCUCCAGUCACCUACAACACUCAAUUGCGGGGGGUUGGGAUCAAAUUUGGUGAACGAAUUGAUAUGAGGACUGGAGGAAUGGUCGUUUUUGUGAAAAGACUUGUCAAAGGAGGCCCUGCAGACCUCAGCAGGAAAAUUCAACCCGGUGACGUCUUGCAGCUUAUCAACGGGGAAGAUGUGUAUGGUCAAGGACUUGAUGUUCUCCGUGAGAGAAUACCUGGCCCUGCUGGAACCUUUGUCCGCCUUGGCUUUCGAAGCACGAUUGGAACGUUUUACGAAGUGGAUCUUCCUCGCACAGCAUACGGAGAUCCAGCUCAGAACGUACAAAUGACAAAAGAAGAAAAGAAAGAUGAAGAACAGUACUUCUUCCUUCCAGCAACAGGUCAGAUGGUGUCAAAGAGCCAGCUUCAAAUGAAUAGCGCUCAGCCUCAGCAAAGGCAAUUUACUAGCAAUCAAUACACCGUCACCAGACAGCAAGUACCUGUGCAAACAACGCAGAUAGUACAGCAACAGCCAGUACAGUACAUCCAGCCAGUACAGUAUGUGCAGCAACAGCAGCAGCCGGUGACCAUUAUGCAAGCUCCUCAAUCAGUUCCAAGCGUCCAGUACGUUUCUGUCUCUAACCAGAGUGCUGGAUAUGGACAGAGUUCUGGAUACGGACAGAGCGCUGGUUACGAGUUCCCAGGACAUCAGACAUAUCAAGUUCAACCAAAUGAGUUGUUCCACGACAUGAAUGGUGAAAUGCAGGGUACACAGAUAAUUCACAGAAAAUUUACAAUUGUUUGGUGGAAGGCCGAGAGCAGGAAAACGGAGUGGAAGGGCUGGUGA